CAUAGAUUAAAGCGUUUUUAUUUCAAAACUCUAUUUCAAAAUGCAAGAAACACGAUAUAUUUAUAAAAUACAGGUACGGGUGACGUCACCAAAUCAUAUUCUUUAGGUAAGAGCGGGUAAAAGUUUAUCGUGGAAAAGCUCCUAUAUUAACAUCGGGAUGAAUAUGGGAUUAAUGUACUUUAAUAUCCAUCUUGUAUAUAAGUGUUCACAAACCAUGUGACCAAUCCUUUGAAGUAAAGCAUUUUGUUGUUUAGUGGUUUACGAUUCGAGUCUUUUCGGUAAAUCCGCUAUUGCCAUUCUACUGUUUAAAAGCCAAAGAAAUAAUCAAAAUGAGCGCAGAACUGCCAUCAACAAGUAUGAUAAAGGAAUAUCGUAUUCCUUUGCCAAUAUCUGUUGAAGAGUACAAAAUCGGUCAGUUAUAUGCUGUCGCUGAAGCAAGCAAGAAUGAAACCGGAGGUGGGGACGGUGUUGAAGUUGUGAAAAAUGAGCCUCUCGAACACGAGGUGUUUGGAAAAUGUCAAUACACGUACAAGAUUAUUCAUUUGUCAUCAAAGGUUCCCGGUUAUGUUAGGGCUCUCGCACCUAAAGGCUCAUUGGAAAUCCAUGAAAAGGCAUGGAACGCGUAUCCCUUUUGUAGGACAUGGUACACCAAUGAAUACAUGGGUGAUAGUUUUCAUAUAAUAAUAGACACAUGGCAUAAACCAGGGAAUAAAGAUAUCGAGAAUGUACAUAAUCUACCUCCUGAUCUCUUAAAGAAAAGAGAUAUUGUCAACAUAGAUAUAGCCAAGCCAGUUGAGCAGAGGGAUUACAAGCCCGAUGAAGAUCCUUCUAAAUUUCAUUCUGAAAAGACUGGUCGUGGUCCUUUGGGUAGCAAAUGGCAAGAGGAAAUCAAAGAUCAGGAAAUACCUGUUAUGACAUGUUAUAAGCUGUAUCGCAUCAAGUUCAAAUGGUUCUUACUUCAGUCUAAGGUUGAAGAUCUCAUAUGUAAGUCGGUAAAGCGUCUGCUUACAAAUUUUCAUCGACAGUUGUUUUGUUGGUUGGAUAAAUGGUUUGGAAUGACCAUAGAAGAUAUACGUAAAUUAGAAGAUAAAACAAAAGCUGAGCUUGAAGAACAAAGAAAACAAGGAGAAGUUCGUGGGAUGUCAGAAAAAUAGAAUGUAGAAAGUGGAUUAAUAAAGUGAACUAUAUACUAAUCUAUUGGGAUUUUAUUUUCAAUAUUUCUUUGCUUGAAUGUGGUUUUUCUCAAGCACAACAUUCAAUAUUGACAUUACUAUAAGCAUUUUCAUCCAGUCAAGACAUAUUAUGUAUGUGUUGUUAAAUUUAUUUUGAUUAGGUUAACUAUCAUAAAUCCUUGGCAAUAUGGCCCCUUUAAACAUGGGCUUGACUUGCGUUUGAAUAUUAACCUGUUAUUCGUUUAUCUUGAAAUAGUUUAUUUGUAACCUUGUAAUCACAAAAUAAACUCGAUUUACAUGGCAUAA
Messenger RNA from Xenia sp. Carnegie-2017, 1478 nucleotides. Its product is annotated as phosphatidylinositol transfer protein beta isoform-like. Gene Ontology annotation, cellular component: cytoplasm. The transcript has a single exon. Lineage: Eukaryota; Metazoa; Cnidaria; Anthozoa; Malacalcyonacea; Xeniidae. The coding region runs from base 330 to 1154 and encodes 274 amino acids. Gene Ontology annotation, molecular function: phosphatidylinositol transfer activity; phosphatidylcholine intramembrane carrier activity; phosphatidylinositol binding. The record is from RefSeq and is a predicted model, not a curated record. Gene Ontology annotation, biological process: phospholipid transport.